ACUCACGCACCCCUUCGCGAUGCCUCUUCGCAACAGGCCGACCGCAUGGGAAGUCUCCUCCGGCGAGUCUAAUGCCCGUGUAUCGCUCAAUACAUCGAACAACGCGUCCCCUUUCGCUCGCCCUUCGACGCGACCUCCGACCUCUGUCUACACGCCACCGAACUCAAGCCAUCGCACCUCCUCUCCGGCGUCAUCUGUAGGCGGAAGCACUCUAGUUGGAACUCCUCGAGACGCGAGGGGAGGAAAGCGCACACAUGGGGAGUGGGAUGAAGGGGUCAGGGGCAAAGGAAAGAAACCCGACAAGCGGACGCGUUCUUCUCAGCAACAGAAGCCUCAAUACUAUCCGGAAAGUGAGACAUACAUCCAUGAGAAUGGAAAGAACAAGCCUACCCGUAUUCUCACGGAUUUCGUGAUUUUUGAUCCCGGCCACGAUGAUGAGCUUGUGUCUCUCGAAGACCUCUUCGACCAUACGAUCGACCGGUCGUUCGAAGCCACUGGGAACGUCGCACCUGAGUUUAUCAAUGAGGAGGACGCAGGUUUAGACGAUGAUGGCUUCGAGGAUGAUCUCGCUAAACAGCGUCUUCGUACGAGUGCAAUAUUCAGCUUUACUUUGGAUUACAACUCCAGCAAUUCCAUCUAUAUUCAGACGCAGUAUGCUCGGUACGCCUUGAAGACACCCGCGCAAAUAUACAGUCAGAUCUGGUUUUCCUUCUACCGCCCUCACAGAGUCGCCCAGUUGAUCAUGUCACUCGCCUCGCUGGAUCCACAAAGUUGCACCAGGAAAAAAAUACAUUCCAGGUUUAUUGGGACUUUCCACGAUGAUAUCAAAGGCAUCAUCUUGGAAGAAGACAUCGGUCAGGCAGACAGGGUUCUGUUUGAUGUGAUUCAGGAUAAUGAAGCUGGAUACGAUCGAGCCCUACAGUCGCCGUACAUGCGAGACUUACGAAACUCGCCAUUGCAACCUAACGGCGGAAGGAGAGCAUGGGGUGGCGGCCCACGGGGUUCGCAGCAUGUCGAUCGGACGAAGCCCUUCAACACAAUUAAUCUCGAUCUGCUUGUGCUGCGCCCGGAGAGACAGAAUAGCACUACAGUGACACCGCUCGUAGCCAAGCUAUCCGAUGGACUUUUUCUUGGCGAACAGUUCAAGCUGUUAGUCACGGCAAGAGAACAACAGACCAAUGAGGAACGUCGGCGGGAAUUCCAGCAGCAGCGCAAUCAGCUCCUCGAAUUCCUCCGUCGCGCAAGCAAGCCAAGGACGAGCAUUGGCUUUCCCAACGACGGACAAGUCCGUCCUCGCAGCGAUUUCUGGAACUGUGUAGUUUUAGAGGACACCACUUUCAAGGCAGGAGAUGUAGUGCUAUUGCCUGCCAGUAAAUAUAAGGGGCGCCGCACGCCUGAGGAGAUUCCGCCCUUUGUCGACGAAAGGGGGUACAACAUACCUGAAGGGCGUAUGAUAUGGGAUUACUUCUGGUUCGCACAGAUCAUGUAUUUCAACCAGCAGCGCAAAAAAGUGCAUGUACGAUGGUUCGAGCAUUCAUCAAGGUCGAUUACUCAGGAAAUCUAUGACCCCCGUGAGCUGUUUUUGACCGACAUCUGCGACGACGAAGACAUCCGCAUCUUGGUGGGCAAAAUUGACGUCGUGUACCGUCAACGGCCGCUUCUCAAACGCCUUCCAGGGCGGUUCUCGCCCAACCCUCCUCGAAUACCUCCUGAUGAUACCCAGUAUUUCUACAGUUUCAAAUACAACGAGAAAGACGGUUCAUUCUUGGCGCUCGGCGAGACAGACCUGCGGUCUCCGUUAGCACAACCGCCGAACAACUGUCCAGUCUGCAUACGCCAAGCUGCUCAAGAGCAGGAGAACCAUCCACAGGCUAUUGAAAGUGGCGCGGGUAUCGCCUUCCGUGGCGUGAACUAUCAUAUCAAUGACUUUGUCAUGAUCAGGACGCAAGACCCAGUAUGCAUGAUUGGGCAGAUCGUCGGCGUUGCUUUUGACGACAGCGCAAGAGCGCAAGGGUCUUGCGAGGUGACCAUUAUGCCACUUGGGCGAGUCAACGAUAUUCUGCAAUAUUGCAGAGAGGAAACAAUCGUUAAGGACGAGGCAAGUCUCCUGCAUAUCAGAAGAACAGCUUAUGCCGACACUACCAUUCAGAGACACUUGUACCUAACCACCUCCAAGGUUGAUAGCGUCGUAAUCAACGCCAACGAUCUCAUCCGGCGCUGUCGCGUCGUUAAUUUCUUCUCUGUCCCAAAUUAUUGGGUGUGCGACGUCAGCGCAUACCUAGACCAGUCUCCGUACAAUUUCUACGUCAAAUUCAAGUUCCCGAAACUGAAGGUGACAAGCUGGAGUGGGGUCCAAGAGCUCACACGAAAGUCCAAGGUUCCCGAGAUAUGCGCCAUUUGCUUCUAUGAAGACAAGAAGCUAGUGGAAAACUUCAAAGAGUUCAAGCAAGUCAAGGAGAGGCGACCAUUCAGGGCGUUUGAUCCAUUCGGAGGGGUCGGGGCGUUUGCGCUUGCGAUGCAGGAGGCAGGAUGCUUGAAACUGACGCAUGCAGUCGAAUUGUCUCCGUCCGCUGCGCUGACAUUGAAACGGAACUCUCCUGACACGACCGUGUACAACCAAUGCGCAAAUCUCGUCCUCGAGCACGCGGUGAAGACAGUGCGCUUGCCAGGAUACCAGCUUCCCCCCGAAUACAAGCCUAUCCUCAAGAGCGACCCCACUCUGUCACCCCUUCCUCCGCCGCCCAAGCCAGGGGACAUCGACUGCAUUGUUGCCGGCUUUCCUUGGCACGUGAAACUGGUUAUGCUUCUGCCUAAGGCGAACGACAGGAAGAGCCACCUCAUUCUCAACCUCUUGUCGUGGGUGGAUUUCUUGGAGCCCAAGCUCUGCUUCUUCGAGAACGUGUGCGGGUUCCUACAAUACAACCUGAACUCGAUCCAAGCGAGCAGGUACAAGUUGGAGGGUGGUAUACAGAUGGGCGGCUUGAAGUUCUUGGUGCGGGCGUUGGUGACAAUGGGGUAUCAGGUAAAAUUUGCAGUUCUCCAAGCUGCGCACUACGGUACCCCACAAACACGCGUGCGCUUCUUCCUCAUCGCAGCCCAGCUUGGCCAGCCGAUGCCCAAUUUCCCGGCGCCACUCUACUCCUUCACCCCCAAGGACGCUCUUGAAAUCAAGUUCUCACAUGGCCUCAUAGCGAGGCCUAUCAACACGGAAAAUGGCAUCGCGCCCUUCCGAUAUGUCACUGUAGACGAUGCCAUUGGGGAUCUCCUGCGAUGGGACUGGGUAAACCCACGCAAAGGCGCUGAACGAGAGCGGAGAGAUCCUGGCACUAGGGAAGCCAUACGCGCGGUCAAGGUGGAGCAGACCAAGAAGGCGGUUGGCCCACUUGCUGCUGGUACAGUCAAGUAUCACGGACCCGCACGUACACGCUUUCAAGAGAAGGCUCGUGUGAAGCAAAGCGAAAUCAAGGACCUGCAGCAUAUCACGCGCGUGUUGAAAUUAGACACGGUCGCGAGAGUGACAUUGAUCCCACUGGAGGCGAAAGCCGACUAUCACGCGCUGCUGAAGGACAAGGACAUCCCCAGGGAUCUGCUUGAGUGGCAUUGGGCCGACCCGAAAUCGGCUAUCGCCCGGCAUGGCUUCCGUCCCGGUCUCUACGGCCGCAUGGACCCCAACGAGUGGUUCCAGACGACGGUCACGAACGUCGAGCCCACUGCUAAGCAGUGCAAGGUCCUGAAUCCCUUUUGCAAGCGCGUCGUCAGCGUACGAGAGCUCGCAAGAUCUCAGGGCUUCCCGGACCACUUUCAGUUUUACUGUUACGACACGGUCAACGUCAAGACGAUGCAACGCGAGAUUGGUAAUGCAGUCCCUUGGCCAGUGGGAUAUGCUUUAGGGCGCGAACUUCGAGAUGCACUCUUCGAGGAUUGGUUGCGCAAUAGGCAGCAGCUGCCUCCACUCGAUGCCGAGGUGAUCAUCCUGGACUAAGUCUUCGAACAAUGCUUUAACGUGUGAUUGUGUAUGCUUGCAUGAUGUAGUGUAACGUCUAUGGAUUCUGCUUGUUUGUUGUACCUAUUGACGUGCUCACAAGUGUUUUUUAUAUCUAUACCUCUCGAGGCCAUUUAGUGGCAGAUGGUUGCCCGAGCCUCGAAGGAGUCCGGCUUCCGCCAUAGUUUGGGACUAGUUACGAAGAGCUCCGGCGCAUCCGCAUGCACAUUCCAUGAACGCCGUCCGGCAGAAAUUUGUUUUUCUAGUGGCUCAAUCGAUGUUAGGGUGCAAUGCAGAACCAAGGGUAGAGACUUACCAAACUUCGCAAUAACAAUCCGUCUCUCAAGACUCCUCCUCAUCCGCUACUUCAUAACCUACCCACACAACUUCAGAGCAGCUGCUACAUCCAAUCAGAUGCCGAUCUUUCUCCAUGUCCUCCUCCGUUAUGCGGUAUGUACCCCCACAGCGACAGUCGUAGGUCCAAUAGACCUCAUCUGAACCCACGUCUUCAUGCACUGUGAAGUCCUCGAGCGAGACAACCUGUGCAGGUCUGGGACCGGACUGCGACCUGGCUCGCGUGGCGUCGUACUUGACACGAAGCUCGGGAGUCGAGAGUGUCACGAACGCUCUCUUGAGCAAGUCGAUGUCGAUGGCAUUUUCGCGACGGCUUGACGCAAGUUUUUUGUCCGGGUGAUGAAGAAGCAAGGCGCGGUGGUACGCGGCUUUUAUCUCGAUAGUCGACGCAGAUGCCUCGAGGGACAGGACCGCGUAAUAGUUGGACUCUGCAGAUGCAUCCAGCGUGGCGGGUGGUGGAAUGGGGCAAGGUUUGUUGGCGCCUAGAGCGAAUCGGAGGCGACGACUGGACGCCGGACAGCGGAAGCAGAUCGAGAU
This is a messenger RNA of Phanerochaete carnosa HHB-10118-sp, 4873 nucleotides long. RefSeq lists its product as uncharacterized. NCBI's taxonomy places the organism in Eukaryota, Fungi, Basidiomycota, Agaricomycetes, Polyporales, Phanerochaetaceae. Bases 20 to 3982 code for a protein of 1320 amino acids. Gene Ontology annotation, cellular component: nucleus. The record is from RefSeq and is a predicted model, not a curated record. The transcript is spliced from 18 exons. Gene Ontology annotation, molecular function: DNA (cytosine-5-)-methyltransferase activity; chromatin binding.